Messenger RNA from Arvicanthis niloticus (Nile rat), 559 nucleotides. It is a transcript of the gene Dpm3, whose product is annotated as dolichyl-phosphate mannosyltransferase subunit 3, regulatory. Gene Ontology annotation, cellular component: endoplasmic reticulum membrane; dolichol-phosphate-mannose synthase complex. NCBI's taxonomy places the organism in Eukaryota, Metazoa, Chordata, Mammalia, Rodentia, Muridae. The record is from RefSeq and is a predicted model, not a curated record. Gene Ontology annotation, biological process: GPI anchor biosynthetic process.
AGCCGGUAUCGAUCUGGGUCUCCAGAACAAAACAGCGCAAAAACUCUGAACUCAGAUUUUCCAAGAGCGGUGUGUAACUAACCUGGAUCUGAGAGAGGCCGGAAUUGUCAUAAGAACUACCGCUCCCAGAAGGCAGCGCGGAAGAAGGGCGGUAGUAGAAAAGGACUUCCGGACGCCGAUGCAGGCCUUGUCAGCGCGACACACUGAGCAAACAUGACGAAGUUAACACAGUGGCUUUGGGGACUGGCUCUCCUGGGCUCUGCCUGGGCUGCCCUAACUAUGGGAUCUCUGGGCCUGGAGCUGCCUUUCCCCUGCCGGGAGGUCUUGUGGCCACUGCCUGCCUACCUGUUGGUGUCCGCUGGUUGCUAUGCCCUGGGCACUGUGGGCUAUCGCGUAGCUACAUUUCACGACUGCGAGGACGCCGCCCGAGAGCUGCAGAGCCAGAUCCUGGAGGCCCGAGCUGAUUUAGCCCGCAGGGGGCUGCGCUUCUGACACCUAAACCCAUUCCAGUCUGGACAUCUUUCCUCAUUCCCCAUUAAAAUGCAGUUUUAUUUUCUAA